Schistocerca piceifrons (Central American locust) is the source of this 525-nucleotide messenger RNA. Its product is annotated as secreted RxLR effector protein 161-like. The coding region runs from base 1 to 525 and encodes 174 amino acids. Lineage: Eukaryota; Metazoa; Arthropoda; Insecta; Orthoptera; Acrididae. The transcript has 2 exons. The record is from RefSeq and is a predicted model, not a curated record.
AUGCAACAGAUGAAGACAAACUCACUGAACAUGAGGCAUCAAGAUACAGGAUCACAGUUGGAAGCCUUGGCAAUGGGUACAAGGCCAGAUUUAGCAAUCCCAGCAACAUACUUGAACCAGUUCAGCAGCAAUCCAAGUGAGGAACACUGGCGUACCGUCAAACAUACACUACGCUAUUUGCAUGGUACAAUGAAUGAUGCACUUGUUUUCUGUAAGACUGGUAAGAAGUUCAUGAUGUAUACUGAUGCAGACUGGGGAGCUGAUCCAAACCACUGUAAAUCAAUUAGUGGAUAUUUGACAGUAUUUUGGGGUGCAGUUGUAAUAGAGUUUGUUGCACUGAGUGAAACUGUAAGAGAAGCAAAGUGGAUGAACAGCUUUCUCAGUGAAAUUGGUGAAGAUUUUUUCCUGCACCAUCCCAUGAAGAUUUUCAUCAACAAUCAAGGUGUGGAGAAACUCACUGAAAAUCAUGAGGCUUCUGAAAGGACUAAACAUAUGGAUCUGAAGAUCAUUAUAAAAGGAAAAUGA